Molecule: messenger RNA, 1953 nt
Organism: Erythranthe guttata (spotted monkey flower)
Lineage: Eukaryota; Viridiplantae; Streptophyta; Magnoliopsida; Lamiales; Phrymaceae
Source: RefSeq, a predicted model, not a curated record
CCUUGGUCGACAGCUCACUCACUUUCCUGAAUCUGUAGGAAAGCUCGCUCCAGAUUUUCAUGUCUUUGGUAAGCAAUUAUUGACUUUACACCCAUUUUUCUAUUAUUUCACAUUUAUUUUUACUGCUCAUAUUAAUUAAUGUUUUCUUUGGGCGGUUACACCUCCUUGCAUACGUAAGCGGAAACCAGACUAGAAGAAGGAAAACUACAUAAUAAAUCCCACCGGCGUAUGUUAGCUUUUGCUGCAGAAGAGCAAAUGUCCGUUUGAAGAGUUGCAUGCGUUUUCAGUUCAUAAGGUGUAUGGUGGAUCGGCGCAUGGUUUUAUCAGGAAAAAAAUAUUUAGAUUCAGAAUGUUUGGGAAGUUCGACAGAUCCUCGUCAAUGCAUAAGCGUGUGAUGGUACCGAGGGAUUACAUUAAUGAUAUUGAAGAUAAUGCGGAUAGUUUACAGAGAAGUUUGGAGCAAGAUAUUACAAGUCCACCAUGGAAGCUUUCCUUACCGCACGUACUCGUGGCUACUAUAGUUCCUUUCUUAUUUGGCUAUCAUCUUGGAGUUGUAAACGAACCACUUGAAACAAUUUCUGUUGAUCUUGGCUUUCACGGUAACACCAUGCAAGAAGGUUUGGUGGUUAGUACUUGUCUUGCUGGUGCUUUUCUUGGAUCCCUUAUGAGUGGUUGGAUUGCUGACGGGAUUGGGCGUCGUAGAUCUUUUCAGUUGUGUGCUUUGCCUAUGCUUGUCGGAGCUUCCAUUUGUGCAGUGGCUACAAGUUUGUCAGGAAUGUUGCUGGGAAGGUUUUUAGUUGGUACUGGUUUGGGUGUGGGUCCCCCAGUUGCAUCUCUUUAUGUCACAGAGAUAUCACCUGCGCAUGUGAGGGGUACGUACGGGAGCUUUAUUCAGAUAGCAACUUGUUUUGGGUUCAUGGCCGCACUAUUGAUUGGGAUUCCCGUCAGUAAUAUCUUUGGCUGGUGGCGCGUUUGCUUUUGGGUAUCAACCAUUCCAGCUUCGAUGCUAGCUCUUUUAAUGGCGUUUUGUGUUGAAUCUCCACAGUGGCUCUACAAGCAAGGAAGAACUGAGGAAGCUGAAGCUGAACUUGAGAAGCUUGUUGGAGGUUUACAUGCGAAAGCUGCAAUGGUAGAGCUGUCCAAAACAGACAGAGGAGAUGAAGUUGAUACCAUAUCCCUCAUAGAAAUGCUCUGUGGAAGGCACGGCAGAGUUGUUUUUAUUGGGUCAUCCCUAUUUGCUUUACAACAGCUUUCUGGAAUAAAUGCUGUGUUUUAUUUCUCUGCAACUGUAUUUAGACGCGCUGGAGUUUCCUCGAACCUGGCAAAUGUUUCUGUGGGGGUUGCAAAUAUGAUAGGUUCUUUUAUUGCGUUGGUGUUGAUGGAUAAACUAGGAAGAAAGGCCCUCCUCCUCUGGAGCUUCUUUGGCAUGGCUGUAUCAACAGUUAUUCAAGUUCUCGCAUCAUCUUUGCCAGCUUCAGGUCCUCUUGGUUUUUAUCUAUCUACGAGUGGAAUGCUGAUGUUUGUCUUAAUGUUUGCUGUUGGAGCUGGUCCAGUACCUGGCCUUUUACUCCCAGAAAUAUUUCCCAGCCGAAUUAGAGCUAAAGCUUUGGCAUUUUGUAUGUCUGUGCAUUGGGUGUUAAAUUUUCUGGUGGGGUUAUUGUUCUUGCGUUUGCUUGAGCAGAUGGGUCCUCAGCUAUUGUACUCGAUUUUCGGUGGAUUCUGUUUGCUGGCAGUGGUCUUCAUAAAGAGAAAUGUGCUCGAAACCAAAGGAAAAUCACUUCAUGAAAUUGAGAUAGCCCUCCUUCCUCAAGAAUACUCCUAAUACAAAUCACUUCCUUGUGCUACUACGUUGAUUAUAUACAAUCUAUUAUCGCAACAAUAGGGUAGCAUAUAUUAGUAAAUGUUUACGAUGUACGAAGCCACAUUAAUAUGAUUCACUUUUUUCGUAUCUUG